AUGGCCAUCUCAGAAACUGCAACACCAAGUAUCGUCCGCGUCAACGCGGCCGAGGCAAGUGUAGACUUUCUUUUGGACAUUCUCGAACGUGACGGCGGCAUCAUCAUUGAGAAUUUCAUCAGCCCCGACACAGCGGCUCAGAUUCGGGCAGACCUCAAACCCUACUUCGAGGCAGACGGAGGAGAUGUGUCCGGGUUCUUCCCAAAGACCACGCGCCGGGCCAUCGGGCUGCUGGGGAUCUCGGACGGAUGCGUCGAUUUGGCGCUGCAUCCCCUUCUCACCGAGGUCGCGUCGCGGCUUCUGACGUCCAGAUACGAGUACUGGAUCGGCCAGGAGCGCCAGACCGCCGUUUCCAAGCCGCAGAUCUCGAGCACGGUCGGGUUCCAGGUGAACCCGGGCGGCGAGCAGCAGGGCCUCCACCGCGACGAAAUCGACUACCACACCCGGCCGGGAGACAAGGCCAUGAUGCUCGGUGCCGUGACCGCCCUCGUCAGAACGACAAAGGCCAACGGCGCCACGAUCGUGAUCCCCGGGUCUCACAAGUGGGGAGACGACCGGAUGCCGCUCGACCAGGAAGCAUUCCCGGCAGAGCUGAACCCGGGAGACACGAUGCUGUUCUUGGGAGGCACGUAUCACGCUGGAGGCGCCAACACUACCACUGACGAAGCUCGCGAAACCGUCGGCAUAUUCUUGUGCAAGGGCAUGUAUCGCCAGGUCGAGAACCAGUAUUUCAUGGUGCCGCCCGAGAAGGCUGAGCGGCUCUCUCCCAAAGCGCGGCGUCUGCUGGGCUAUGCGAUCAGCCCUCCGUUCUGCGGGUUUGUCAAGUACAAGGACCCUAUGGAGGCGAUAUUUGGAGUUGUCGACGAGGAGACUGUGAAAAUAUGA
This is a messenger RNA of Exophiala spinifera, 885 nucleotides long. RefSeq lists its product as uncharacterized. NCBI's taxonomy places the organism in Eukaryota, Fungi, Ascomycota, Eurotiomycetes, Chaetothyriales, Herpotrichiellaceae. Bases 1 to 885 code for a protein of 294 amino acids. The transcript is spliced from 2 exons. The record is from RefSeq and is a predicted model, not a curated record.